AUGGAUAUGGAUGCCUUAACGCGGCGACAAGCCGACAAAAUAGAAUACGUCCUGCGAGAUCUCGUGCGGGAUCUUGAGAUGGUGUCGUGUUUGCCGUUAGACUUGAGUCCGUGGACUCGCAAGGUCUGUCUAGAGGCGGUGCAGGAUACGAUCAACUCCAACAGCAUCUCCACCGCAGCCGACCAGGAGAGUGCGAUGGACGACGAGGACGAGGAGGAACGCAUCGCCCGGCUGAUUUACGGCGUGGCCAAACACUACGGCGAUCCCACAGAUGUGGACCGCAAUGAAGUGUUGCUGCAAAUGACGGAAUUCGCCGAAUUGGAGAAGGAUGUAUUGGAGGCGGCCACAGUUGUGGGAAGUGUGGAGGAGGCGGAGUUGAGUCGACAUCACACGCUCUUCCGUGCCGUGUUGGACACACUCCGCGAGGGAGGCUACAUGGAACAAUUCACACAUUCACAAUCUCAAUCACACUCUCAAUCGCAAUCGCAGUCUCAUUCACAGUCGCAAUCUCAAUAUCAAUCUCAAUCACAGUCGUAUUCUCAAUCACAAUCACAAUCGCAACACCCACAACAACAACAACAACAGCGGCUGCUGGGAGUUGCGGUCCGACCACCACCGUCGUUGGUGCGGUUCACAGACGCCGGCGUGCCUGCGCUGCAGCGAGUGGUGGAGGGACUCGUGGGUCUCGUGACGACGCGGAAUAAGACAACGGUGAAUGAAGAUAUACACAACUACCGCAUUUUACACGAGGCAGUGAAUAAAGAGAAGACGACGUCUGCAGAUGUAAAGGCAUUAAAACGUGAAUAUCAGGAAAUACGAGAAGCUCGUCGAGCAGAAGUAGCGGCAUUAGAUGCAGAGAUUCAACAGUUAGAAGAGGAGAUUGAGUACACACGUAGUGUGGUGGCUAUGGAAUUGAAUGCUUUUCUAGAUGUAAACAACAAAAUGGAGGAGGAACGCCGGACACAGGAGGCGGAACAUUUAGAGGAACUGAAAGUACAAAAACAACAAGAGGAAGAGAAACUGGCUACAAUGGUGGCACGUAAUCAGGAAGAGUCAAACGCAUUGCGUACCCAACGAGGAAAAAAAGAGGCAGCUGUCAGUGCAGCCAUCACAGAAUAUGAUGCACAGAUGGCAACCCUGUUAGCUGCUACUGCUGCACUUAAUAAAGAGGCAGAAGAGGAUACAGAAGUGAUUGUGGGUCUUGAUAAGGAACUUGGGGCACUGCGUACAGAGAAGGGUGAGUAUGAACUGGAGAAGUAUAUAGAGUCUAUGCGGGAUAGACAUUAUGAGGAAAUGGGGGAAAAGGCAAAGAUGUAUGCUACUACUAUACAAGCCUGUUUCCGUUCAUAUAUGACUCGUGUAAAGUUCCUAAAGGCGCAGAGUGCCUCAAAGAAGAAGAGAGGAUCACGAAAAGUAUAA
Trypanosoma theileri is the source of this 1419-nucleotide messenger RNA. RefSeq lists its product as uncharacterized. Lineage: Eukaryota; Euglenozoa; Kinetoplastea; Trypanosomatida; Trypanosomatidae. Gene Ontology annotation, molecular function: protein binding. The record is from RefSeq and is a predicted model, not a curated record. The coding region runs from base 1 to 1419 and encodes 472 amino acids. The transcript has a single exon.